Molecule: messenger RNA, 933 nt
Organism: Trichogramma pretiosum
Lineage: Eukaryota; Metazoa; Arthropoda; Insecta; Hymenoptera; Trichogrammatidae
Product: mast cell tryptase-like
Exons: 4
Coding region: 109-933 (274 amino acids)
Biological process (GO): proteolysis
Molecular function (GO): serine-type endopeptidase activity
Source: RefSeq, a predicted model, not a curated record
UUUUUUAAUCUAAUGUGUAUAUUACCUUUAAAUUGAAACACAAAUGAAGUUUCAGUUUAGUCUUUUGCUACUGUGUAAUUGAAUCAGUUCAUUUUUCAACUCUUCACAAUGGCAACACUAGCAAAAUUAGUUUUGUUUGCCUUCUGCAUUACUCUAGCCUCCAGUCAAGAAGAAAAUCAGCACGAAAAAUUGCGCUUGACUCAAAGCAAGCUGCGAAGUGGCAUAGGUACCGAAUUUCCCAUGCAAGUAUCGGUACAGGCGAACGGCCAACACAAGUGCGCUGGUACCCUCAUAACCAUACGGCAUGUCUUGACCUCGGCUUAUUGCGUCUAUUCGCAAUUCAGCAGCCCAACUCCAAUACUCGAAGUGCGCACCGCACUCAUGCAUGCCCAAUAUGCCCAACUCAUCAAAAUCAAAAGGGUUGUGCGACACAGCGCCUAUCAAUACACCCAAGGAAGGACACUGGGUCGCAAUGACAUUGCUAUUAUCACGUUGGCUGAUAAAGUAAAAAUGAGCGCCCAUGUGAAGAUCGCUGCACUACCCUUGGAUUAUUUCGAAGAGUACCCAAUGGGGAAAACGGUCCAUCAUUCUGGAUUUAAUCUUCUAGGCAUGCCCAUGCCCGUAUCCAGCUCACUGGACCACAUUUACAACUGUGGGACGAAAAUGCAAUCGGUCAUGCAUCCAGCACAUAUUUGCACCAACGAAAAUUUAAUAAGAAAUUAUCCAGGCGGGGAUAGUGGAUCUGGAUUGUUUGACGAAAACAAAUUGACAGUAAUCGGUGUCAUGAGUGGUGAACCAGCCUUAGAAAGGACUGGCACACCAAUGAUUUACACCAAGGUAUCAUAUUAUUUGGAUUUCAUUUAUCCGGAAAUAGACUUGUUUUCGAACAAUAAGUACGUGCGAAGUCGACAUCCAGCAGUUGAUUUUCAGUGA